UAUGUCACUGUGUGUGCUGUGUGCUCUGCAUAUAUGACCAUUAAAGAGGGGUUUCAUCCCUCUGAUACUAUCUAUGAUGUAAUGUUUUGACCUUUAAGGCAACCUAACAGCCAUGUCAUUAUGGUAACGGGACUUUCUUGUCUUACAGUACAGAGAGUACACAAUCCAAAAGGUUCCAGGGACACAUUACCCUUUUGUCUUCAAUGACAUAAUGGGCCUCGAGAAGGAUGAAGGAGUUUGUGUGGAAGACAUCAAACUGGCCAUGAAGGGACACGUGAAGAAUGGUUACAAUUUCAAUCCUCGGUCUUCCUUGUCUGAGAAUGAUCAACACUACAACAGAGACCCCUCUCUAAAUGACAGAGUUCAUGUUCUAGUUUGUAUCAACCCUGGCAGCAUAGCAGGAAUGCAGGAUGAUUCUGUGAGAAAGUUGAGGGAAGUCAGACUUGCAGCCAGGGACAUGGACAUUCCUGAAAUUGCUAUUCUCACCAAAAUUGAUGAAGCCUGUCCAGAGGUCGGCAGGGAUAUAAGGAACGUGUAUAAGAGCAAGCACCUGAAGAAAAAGAUUGAGGAGGCGAGUGGCGAGCUGGGUUUCCCUCCAAGCUGCAUCUUUCCUGUGAAGAACUACCACUCAGAGCACGAGACAAGUGAUGACACUGAUACACUGAUACUGAGCGCACUGAGACGGAUGAUUGAAUGUGGAGAAGACUUUGUCAACGACCUGUAAAACUACAUUCUGCUGAGGCACUGCUGAGACACUAUGUAAAAAGGGCCUGGGAACAAUAAUGAUGAUUACAUAAAAUGGGCAAUCUAGCUUUUAUGUUUUCAUUUGCAGCCUAUAAAUGAUGGUAUCUAAUGAGUAAAGUUCUUUAUAUUUACAGUCUAUGGUAAGGACAGACAACAUGGAAAGGCCCUGACCCGAUGUGGUGCUAUUUCCUGGGUUGGAGGACAGGAUGUUGCU
Notothenia coriiceps (black rockcod) is the source of this 958-nucleotide messenger RNA. Its product is annotated as interferon-induced protein 44-like. Bases 212 to 724 code for a protein of 170 amino acids. The transcript has 4 exons. Gene Ontology annotation, biological process: immune response. The record is from RefSeq and is a predicted model, not a curated record. NCBI's taxonomy places the organism in Eukaryota, Metazoa, Chordata, Actinopteri, Perciformes, Nototheniidae.